Messenger RNA from Lactuca saligna, 1218 nucleotides. Lineage: Eukaryota; Viridiplantae; Streptophyta; Magnoliopsida; Asterales; Asteraceae. The record is from the annotation of a GenBank genome assembly.
AUGAAGAUGAUAGAGACGAACCAGUUUAUUUUGACUACUAUGAUCCAGAUGUGGACAAAUGUUUGUGGUUCUGUACCAGGAGCCAGGUCAUCACCUUUUCCUGAUCCUAGUGGCCUUCCACGCAUCCCUCUUAUAGGUGGUUCUGUACCAAGAGCCAGGUCAUCACCUUUUCCUGAUCCUAGUGGCCUUCCAUUCAUCCAUCUCACAUGUUGUUCUGUACUAGGAGCCAGUUCAUCACCUUUUCCUAAUCCUAGUGGCUUUCCAUGCAUCCCUCUUACAGGUGGUUAUGUACCAGGAGCCGGGUCAUCACCUUUGCAUGAUCCUAGUGGCCUUCCAUGCAUCCCUAUUAUAAGUGGUUAUGUAUCAGGAUUCGGGUUAUCACCUUUACCUGAUCCUAGUGGCCUUCCACCCGGGGUUUUAUAUCGGGAGCCAGUUAGGACGGCAAGGUCAGGAUUCUCAGGGAGUAGUAGCAUGGGUGACAUAAAUACCCACAUGGCCUUGACUGAUGCUAUAGUAGAUACAUGGGUGGUACAGAAUGUUGGGAAUGGUGUUGCAUAUGGUUAUGAGAUGACAGGCAACAAUGAAGACCCUGCUAGUGAUUUUUUCUAUAAUGGGCCUGAGCAUGAAAAUGAGCCUGAGCAUGGGCAUGAGUCUGUGCAUGAGCCUAAAUCACCAAUGGUUCAUACGCCCCUUUAUUCGGGUACACACGGUGGAUCAAAUGAUGCAGAUUCGAAUGCCUCUCAUAGGCCAUUUAUCACACGAAAGUGGUACAAGUUUGGGAGACAAAGUAUUCAUUGGGUGAUCUUAAAGAUAUUUUGGCAGUCUAUAAAUGAACCUUGGAUUACUAUAGACAAAAUCCGAAGGAAGUUGUCACUCAAAUGUUUGAGCGUUUCAGGGUGGGAUCCAAAUGAAAAAGGGAUAAUUCGUGAAGGUUUUGAGAAUACACUGAAAGAUCGCUACAGGGGUAGAAUGAGGGAUGCUAGGGAAGCAUCAAUAAAUUCUGCAAGAAAAGCUGGCCACGUUAUCGCAGAUAUUAAUGAUAACUUUGAGAUUCUUGCAAAUUACAAUCCUGUUGAAAUACAUCGAGAUUUUUGGCGAUCUAGACAUACGGGUGGUAGCGUUGGAUUUGAGGAGCACCGUCUUAAAUUGAAACAGUUGACAGGUGAAGACCCCCCAGUCAUUGAUCUUUAUUAUAAGACACAUCUUACCGCCGAAUAA